AUGACAGUAGACAUCGCUAGCAAUGAAGAUCGAAGAAUCACCAGAAUCUUUAUAGUAAGGCAUGGACAAACCGAUCAUAAUGUUCAAAAAAUAUUACAAGGACAUUUAGAUACAAAUCUAAAUCAAACUGGACAAAUUCAAGCUGAAAAAGUAGGUAAAUAUCUUUCAACAUUACCUAUUGAUUAUUUCUUAUCUUCGGAUUUGUCAAGAUGUAGACAGACACUAGAUCAAAUUCUUGUACACCAGGAAGUGACGGGUAAUAAUAUAAGAUAUACACCAAAUUUAAGAGAACGAGAUAUGGGGAUUGCUGAAGGAAUGUAUCUUAAAGAUGCACUUGCACAAUAUGGACAAGGAUUCCGUAAUUUAGGUGAGAAGGAACAUGAAUUAGUUAAAAGAGUUGAAAGCGAAUGGGAUAGUUUAUUAAAAUUGAAUCAUAAGAAUGUUUUGGUAUGUACUCAUGGAGGUGUAAUUACAAGAUUUAUUAAUCAUUUAUAUGUUGAUAGGAAAUAUGAAUUACAUGAAUCCAUAACUCAACUGGAUUUAAAAGUACCGUUUAAUACUUCGAUUUCAGUUAUAGAUUAUGAUAAUGAAACUGGUUUGGGGAAAAUUCAAACCUUUGGUAAUACUUUACAUUUAGGUGGAAAUUUUGAAGUUAAAGAUCAACAAUUGAGAUAG
Hemisphaericaspora subhashii is the source of this 675-nucleotide messenger RNA. Its product is annotated as phosphoglycerate mutase. NCBI's taxonomy places the organism in Eukaryota, Fungi, Ascomycota, Pichiomycetes, Serinales, Debaryomycetaceae. The record is from RefSeq and is a predicted model, not a curated record. Gene Ontology annotation, cellular component: cytosol. The transcript has a single exon. The coding region runs from base 1 to 675 and encodes 224 amino acids. Gene Ontology annotation, molecular function: fructose-2,6-bisphosphate 2-phosphatase activity. Gene Ontology annotation, biological process: positive regulation of DNA repair; regulation of pentose-phosphate shunt; fructose 1,6-bisphosphate metabolic process.